Messenger RNA from Athene cunicularia (burrowing owl), 1221 nucleotides. RefSeq names its product ubiquitin specific peptidase 39 (gene USP39). Gene Ontology annotation, biological process: protein deubiquitination; mRNA processing; spliceosomal complex assembly. The record is from RefSeq and is a predicted model, not a curated record. The annotation marks the transcript as partial. Gene Ontology annotation, molecular function: zinc ion binding; cysteine-type deubiquitinase activity. The transcript has 8 exons. Lineage: Eukaryota; Metazoa; Chordata; Aves; Strigiformes; Strigidae.
AUCAACGUCUACGCCUGCCUCGUCUGCGGGAAGUACUUCCAGGGCCGCGGGCUGAAGUCUCACGCCUACAUCCACAGCGUCCAGUUCAGCCACCAUGUCUUCCUCAACCUCCACACCCUCAAGUUUUACUGCCUCCCCGACAACUACGAGAUCAUCGACUCCUCGCUGGAGGACAUCACGUACGUGCUGAAGCCCACCUUCACCGCGCAGCAGAUCACCAACUUGGACAAGCAGGCCAAGCUCUCCCGUGCCUAUGAUGGCACCACGUACCUGCCCGGCAUCGUGGGGCUCAACAACAUCAAAGCCAACGAUUACGCCAACGCCGUCCUCCAGGCUUUAUCCAACGUGCCGCCACUGAGGAAUUAUUUUUUGGAGGAGGAGAACUAUAAGAGCAUCCAGCGUCCGCCCGGGGACAUCAUGUUCCUGCUGGUGCAGCGUUUUGGGGAGCUGAUGCGGAAACUCUGGAACCCCCGGAACUUCAAAGCGCACGUUUCGCCCCAUGAGAUGCUGCAGGCUGUGGUCCUCUGCAGCAAGAAGAACUUCCAGAUCACCAAGCAAGGGGACGGGGUGGACUUUCUCUCCUGGUUCCUGAACGCUCUACACUCGGCCCUGGGUGGCACGAAGAAGAAGAAGAAGACCAUUGUCACCGACGUUUUCCAGGGCUCUAUGCGCAUCUUCACCAAAAAACUGCCUCACCCGGAUCUGCCAGCCGAGGAGAAGGCGCAGCUCCUGCAGAACACCGAGUACCAGGAGAUGAUGGUGGAAUCCACCUUCAUGUACCUGACGUUGGACCUUCCCACCGCCCCGCUCUACAAGGACGAGAAGGAGCAGCUCAUCAUCCCCCAGGUGCCCCUCUUCAGCAUCUUGGCCAAAUUCAACGGCGCCACCGAGAAGGAGUACAAAACCUACAAGGAGAACUUUCUCAAGCGCUUCCAGCUCACCAGGCUGCCUCCCUACCUCAUCUUCUGCAUCAAGCGCUUCACCAAGAACAACUUCUUUGUCGAGAAGAACCCCACCAUCGUCAACUUCCCCAUCACGAACGUGGACCUGCGGGAGUACCUGUCGGAGGAGGUGCAGGCGGCGCACGCCAACACCACCUACGACCUCAUCGCCAACAUCGUGCACGACGGGAAACCCUCCGAGGGCUCCUACCGCAUCCACGUGCUGCACCACGUGAGUGUCACUUGUCCCUGGGGGUUGCUGAUUACGGACACUAAUUAA